CUACUAUACUCCUUGUUUGAAUGCUCACUACUGAACUAGCAGUGCAAGCUUCGCGACGUUGUCAUCCGGGCUGAAGCCCUGCACGCGCCUGUCCUCGUGAUAUCAUGUUUCUCCUGAAGGAAUUCUUCUAUGCUGUAUAAGACUUAACGCUGAAAUUUGUCGGACGCAUGUGUCAGCCCUUGUCUUCACUGGAUGACUCCGGCCUCUAGGAAUCUUUCCGCUCUUACCUUAGCAUCCAGCCUGGCUGGAAGGCUUUUAGGAAGGCAUGCCGACAGUGCCAGCUUGCUGCGAAGCUUGCCUGCCGCAACCGGCAUCGGGCGUGUCGCCACACGCUGGCAUGUGGCUCUAGAUACCAAGCAGCCCUCUCCUAGCCAUCGCCUAGGCUUUGCGAGCAUGGCGCAGCCCCAGCAAGAACAUUCGUCGUUGCCCGUCGAGCAACGACAACUUCAGGACCAGCAGCAACCGCAGCAGCAGCAGCCCCAGACAGUCCAGCCGCAGCAAUCAAGUGCCCCUGCUGCCCCCCCACCCCUGCGACCCUUCACCGGAUUCAAAAAGACGUUUUACAAGCGGAAGCUUCCCUCGCCGCCGGCAAUCGAGUUCUCCUCGCCCGAGGGUCGGCAGUUGUUCCAGGAGGCGCUGCUGGAGGGCUCCAUGGUGGGAUUCUUCAAGCUCAUGGAGCAGUUCAACACCCAAGACGAGCCCGCCUUCUGCGGCCUUGCCUCCCUGGCCAUGGUGCUCAACGCGCUGUCCAUCGACCCGCGCCGCACCUGGAAGGGCUCAUGGCGCUGGUUCCAUGAGGCCAUGCUGGACUGCUGUCGGCCGCUGGAGCUGGUCAAGAAGGAGGGAAUCACGUUGUACCAGGCUUCCUGUCUGGCUCGCUGCAACGGCGCCCGUGUCGAGAUGCGCCCCCACGGCAGCACCUCCCUGGAGCGAUUCAGGGCCGAGGUGGAAGCCGUGUGUCGGAGCGGGGAGGAACACAUCGUGGUGUCGUACAGCCGCAAGGCGUUCCUGCAGACGGGUGACGGUCACUUCAGCCCCAUCGGCGGCUACCACCGGGGCAGGGACCUGGCACUGGUUCUGGAUGUGGCGCGCUUCAAGUACCCGCCCCACUGGGUGCCACUGCCCAUGUUGUACAACGCCAUGUCGUACACCGACCCCGAGACCGGCCGCCCACGCGGCUACAUGCGCCUGUCCUCCAACCCGCUGCUGGACAGCGUGCUGUUGUCGCUGGACAUCCGGAGUGAGGGAUGGCGGCCGGCAGAUGCGUUCGUGCGGUCGGGGGCGGCGGAGCUAGUGCGGGAGCUUGCGGCUCAAGGGGGCCUCAGCGGAGAGGAUGUCGUACGGCAGGUGGUUGACGCCAUGCCGUUAGCCUCCCUAGACGCCUUCCUUGUCGUACGAUCCGGUGCGCCAUUAGUAAUGGCGGGACGGGAAGCGGCGGCGACGGCGGCGGCUGUCGUACUGGAUGUCGUGCCCGAGGGUCCGCCGUGCGCGACGCCUGACGCCAUGGCGGCGGCGGUACGGCAAGCGUCGGAGGUGGGUACGGCAGCAGCAGCAGCAGCCGCUGCCGCUGGUAAUGCUGCCGCCGCCGCCGGCGACGUCGAUUCGACUUCCACCGCUGCCGCCACGUCAGCUGCUACUGCCAAGGAUGCUGAUGUGGACCACAGUUUGGAUCCAUUCCUUCGUUCGCCGUACGGCACCAGCAGUCACCACCGUACGGUAUCGUACAGCAAGAAGGCUCCUUGCUCCGGCUCAGGUGGCGCUAGCAAGGGCUGCGGGGGCGGCUGCGGCUCAUCAGCUGGAGGCUGUGGCAGCAGCACGACAGCGGCAACUGCAACUGCAACUGCAACCGUCACAAACGGUCCCCAAAGCACCCCCAAUGCAACUACCACCGCAGGCAGUGGCGCAUGUUGCAGUAGCAGCAACCCUAGCAGCAGCAGCACCCCUAGCACAACCACCACUAGCAGUAGCAGCAGCAGCAUCACCACUAGCAGCAGCAGCAGCAGCAACCACAACAGCAAUGUGAUGGCGGCAGCCGCUGCGGUGUUCACAGCUCGAGACCGCUGUGUUCCGCUGGGGCAGCGGCAGCAGCUGCUGGACGAGCUCCGAGGCAUGCCGCUGUAUCACCUGGUCUCCGCACACCUGGCGGCCAGGAGGGAGCAGGAGCAGGCGGGGACAGCAGCAGCUGCAGCAGCGGCUGCCUCGGGUGGGGCCUGUGCUGGGGGAACUGGCCCCACAUGCACAACGGCGACAGAAGGCGUUGAAGCAGCAGCACCAGGAGCAGCGGCGACUCAGCCUCAGCACCACCAACAGGCUCCGCAAUACCAGGCGGAGAAGGUGGUGAUGGCGCUGCUCAUGCAGUCGCCGGACGCCUGGCCGCCGCCCGAGGCCUGGGCGGAUGGCGCUGCCGCGGAGGCGCAGUGGCAGGCGCUGGUGGGGUGCGGCGGGUUUAGUGUGGUGGAGGCGGAGGCGGCCUACCUGCGGGAGCAGCUGGCGCACAUAGACGAGGUGUUGCAGAGUGGCGACAUACACGGUACCUGCGGCGAACACAGCUCUCGACUGGACUGCGCAGCGCACGGCCAUUGAACUCAUGCGGAGCGGAUAGGCUUGUAUGUGAUCAGGGUGUGGUGUGCCUGUUAUGAUGUGCUGUGCCUGUCGAGGUUCCUGUGGAAUUCCUGGUGUGUGCAUUGUUCAUUGUUAUUGCUGCUGUUGCUGGUCUGGUACGUCCACCUCUAUGGGCACGUGUUGUCAGCAAACGUACAGACAGCCGCAAUAGCAACACGUGAGAGAAGCGAGCGCAAACCCCUUCCUGAUGACACCCCACAAGGCGUGCCCAGGGGGGGCAGGGACUGUGCGGGAUGGGUG
Astrephomene gubernaculifera is the source of this 2862-nucleotide messenger RNA. The record is from the annotation of a GenBank genome assembly. Lineage: Eukaryota; Viridiplantae; Chlorophyta; Chlorophyceae; Chlamydomonadales; Astrephomenaceae.